This is a messenger RNA of Puntigrus tetrazona (Sumatra barb), 2264 nucleotides long. It is a transcript of the gene slc25a17, whose product is annotated as solute carrier family 25 member 17. The record is from RefSeq and is a predicted model, not a curated record. Gene Ontology annotation, molecular function: ADP transmembrane transporter activity; AMP transmembrane transporter activity; NAD transmembrane transporter activity. The coding region runs from base 130 to 1083 and encodes 317 amino acids. The transcript is spliced from 9 exons. NCBI's taxonomy places the organism in Eukaryota, Metazoa, Chordata, Actinopteri, Cypriniformes, Cyprinidae. Gene Ontology annotation, biological process: transmembrane transport. Gene Ontology annotation, cellular component: peroxisomal membrane.
AGUGAACGUUGACAGGGAAAUCUCUUCUGCGAAGCGGUGUAUAAUCCAUAAAUCGGAACUCUGAAAUAACAUUAUUUGCUUCUGAGCUAAAUAAAACAACUUUGCAGUUACAUCUUAGAGUGUCUUAGGAUGGGCUCUAGAGAUCUGAAACUCCUGGAUGUGUUUUCAUACGAAAGUCUCGUGCAUGCAGUCGCCGGAGCGAUGGGCAGUGUAACAGCAAUGACUGUUUUCUUUCCUCUUGACACAGCUCGGCUCAGGCUGCAAGUUGAUGACAAGCGGAAAGCCAAAUCUACCCCGGCCAUUCUGUCAGAGAUCAUCAAGGAGGAGGGUCUGUUAGCUCCAUACAGAGGCUGGUUUCCUGUGAUCUGCAGCCUUUGCUGCUCAAACUUCGUCUACUUUUAUUGUUUUCAUAGUCUGAAGGCCACCUGGCUGCAAGGUCAAAGGUCAACACCAGGAAGAGACCUCAUAUUUGGCAUUGCUGCAGGUGUAGUGAACGUUCUUGUGACCACUCCGCUCUGGGUGGUCAAUACCAGACUGAAACUGCAGGGGGCGAAAUUCAGAAAUGAAGACAUACAGCCCACGCACUACAGCGGAAUUAUUGAUGCGUUUGCACAGAUCGUGCAGCAGGAAGGAGUGGGUGCGUUAUGGAACGGGACGUUCCCCUCCCUGCUGCUGGUGCUCAAUCCCGCCGUGCAGUUCAUGAUCUACGAGGGUCUGAAGAGGCAGCUCACGAGGGGCGUCCACAGAGAGCUCUCCUCAGUGGAGGUGUUUCUUAUAGGAGCCAUUGCCAAGGCCGUAGCAACCACCAUAACCUACCCUCUACAGACAGUUCAGUCUGUCCUACGGUUUGGACAGCACGGGCAGCCCGCGGGUCAGUCCAAACUCCUGAGCAGCCUGAGAUCUGUCAUGCAUCUGCUGAUCAAUAGAGUCAGGAAGUGGGGCAUGCUGGGAUUGUUUAAAGGCCUGGAGGCGAAGCUGCUUCAGACGGUCCUCACCGCCGCACUGAUGUUCUUGCUGUACGAGAAGAUCGCCAGCGCAACCUUUAGGGUCAUGGGGGUCAGACGCACAGCGAUGGCCCACUGACCUCUCACGGGACGUUUAUUAGUACGAGUAUACACGAGUUAUGAAAAAUGGUCACGUGUUUUUAUUUUUUCUAAAUUAUUGCAAAAGACAGGAACAUUCAAAUGUUAUGACACACUUGACUUGAAAUAAAUAAAAUAUAAGUAAUAAGUACAAUAUAAAUAUCAGGGGAGAACAUGUAAACAAACAUUAGAAAACUAUUAAACACUAAUAUUAGAAUUAAGACUGAAAAUAUUAAACAGUGGCUAAUUUAAAAUAUUAUAACGCUUUAUUAGCAUGUACAUAAUACUACACUAACGCUGAUUCAUAGAUUUAUAAACUGGUUAUAAAAUGUCAAAAAUGUUUUGUGCUCCUUUUUAGUUUUUGUAUAAUUCUCAUGUCCGUUUGUGUUAUUAUUUUAUAGUUUAACGACAUUACUAUUAUUAUUGAGAAAAUGCUGAAGGAAAGAGUAAGUGUGUCAAACGUUUGAUUCAUGGAUUAAUAUAAAUAAUUAUCACAAAAAAAGGGUGUAUGCAGUACUUAUAUGAUAAAUGCAUUGUGUACCCUUUAAUGAAAAAAUGCCUUAAUAGGUCAAUACCUUGGUCAGUAUUUAAUGUAGUUUUUAAAGGAAUAUUUCAUUUAAAAUAUGAACUGAUUUGUUUUAUGAAUUUCAACAAGUCUGGACUGGUUUAUAUAGUGUCAAAACGAAAAUCAUGCACGUGUGAUGUAUCUGUUUUGCAAGAUCAUUGCUGUCAACCUGGUCUUAGAUCAGCCUUCCUGCAUUGAUUCAGUUUACAGACCGAAAACAGCUUCUAGACUAGUUUUUCUGGUUCUGUGUAAGUGAUACUUGACAGCACAAAGUCACUGACACCAUAAUUGACUUUUAUGCUUAAAAAUGUUUACAGUCUGGGCAUAAAAAUAACUUCAGUAACGGGUUGUAGAAUUAACCAGUUAGUGAAUCAGCUUCACAGGCAUCAUGACGUCUCAACUGUGAAGACACUGAGCUUGAGGCUCAAGUGCAUGCUUUAUGUACAGAAUCAUCAUGGAUGAAUCCGUACUGAUAUUUAGAUAGUAAAAUCAUUUCUCUCUCAGCACUGAUGGUCACACUGUACUAGAAUGCAUAUAGUUACAGUUGUGUAUGAAUGUAAAAUGUGGAUGUUUAUUUUUGAAUGUUAAUGAUUCUAUUAAACAUGAAAUUGAAAAUA